AUCCUCAUUUAUUUGUAAUCGGUUUCCAGGAGAUUGUCGAAUUAAAAGCGCAACAGAAAGAAAUAAGUAAAGUCUUAAAUAGUCGUCCUGGCCAACGUUCUACUUAUGUAAUACUGCGGUCUGGACAGUUAGUUGGUACUGCAUUGGUUAUUUACGCAAGAUCCGAUAUUGUAUCCAACAUACGCAAUGUUGAAUAUGUAAUGAAAAAAACGGGUUUAGGUGGCAUGGCUGGAAAUAAAGGUGGCGUAGCUAUUCGCCUUGAUUAUCAUGAUACGAGCAUAUGCUUUGUUACAGCACAUUUGGCGUCUGGUAAGAAACGAAUAUAUAACUUUAUCUAUGCUAAGUUGAUUGCUAAUAUACGAUUCCAUAAUUAUCAUGUAAUUAAAUUUGACGAAGCUGCGAAAAAAAAAUUACAAGGAGAGCUUUAUAUCGAGAGACAAAAAAUAAUGUCGGGAAAUAGUGAGAAAUCUUUGAUAUCAGACAACGUUGAAAAGAAAACUAUUCAUUUCGACAAUAAUUUCAUAACUAAUGGUGAUGGCGAGCUAGAAAAAACAAAUUACGAUAGAAAAUUUGAUAAUCUAUUUAAUGAUUUUAAAGAUGAUACAGUAACUACUAAUGAUAAUAAAAUAAAAGAGACGGGACCUGCAGUUGGUAUUUUGAUUAAUGUUGAUGAGAAUAAUAAAAAAGAAGGAU
Messenger RNA from Racocetra fulgida, 693 nucleotides. The record is from the annotation of a GenBank genome assembly. Lineage: Eukaryota; Fungi; Glomeromycota; Glomeromycetes; Diversisporales; Gigasporaceae.